AUGUCAACCACAUCACUUCCUCAUCAAAGGUCAUCAUCCAAUUCGAGCGAUUUGUUACCUUUACCCCGAGACCUCGAUGAAGAUUCCUUUUCCAGAGACCUCAUUCACCAAUUUGACAAGAAGCGGUCUCGGCUGCGAUUAGAAAUGGUUGAGCUCGAGAAUAGCCACGAUGCUCCUUCUCUUCAUUCUUCUGCAACUCCACCCACCAUGCUCACAGUCUCUCCUUCCCCACCAACACCAACACCAGCACCAGCACCGCCACCGUCCACCACUAGCACUUCGCCUGACCCAACAAACCGUCGUCGGUCUGCAGGAGAUCUCCUCCGUAGAUCGUCUGCUUAUUUUAAAUCCAAGCUAGACGCGUUCAAGGUGUCCCGAUCGCACGACAAUCUUAGAGAUGUUCACUCGAUUCAUGAUCCCACCCCUUCAAAAACUCUCGGAAUAAGGCACUUGAAAAAAAAGCCUACUCGCCAAGACUUAUUUUCAUUAUCAUCAACGUCUUUACCUCCACCUGCCAAAAUUGCUAUCAAUACCACAAUUGCUAUUCCUCAGUUUCAACACAAUACCCACCAUCAGACACAGCAAGCAACUCUGCAUGCUCACUUUGGUGCGAUUAAACCACCUGUAAUAUCUCAAUACCCACCAAAGCCAUUGCGGUAUUCCCCUGUAGACCCACCCAACGACGACCAUAGACCGAUUGUCCAUCGAAUUUCAUUGCCACUAUUACGUAGAAAUCAGCCUGACCCUAAUGAAGGCGGGACGACCCGUAGACGAUCAGAUACUGAGGCCACUCACCAGAAGAAAAAGGCAAUAAAUACUCGAAAGAGUAAAAAAGGCAAAGAAAGAGCUAAUCUUGCAGAAGGAUCAGCACUCUGA
Messenger RNA from Phycomyces blakesleeanus NRRL 1555(-), 876 nucleotides. RefSeq lists its product as hypothetical. Bases 1 to 876 code for a protein of 291 amino acids. The transcript has 2 exons. NCBI's taxonomy places the organism in Eukaryota, Fungi, Mucoromycota, Mucoromycetes, Mucorales, Phycomycetaceae. The record is from RefSeq and is a predicted model, not a curated record.